This is a messenger RNA of Symbiodinium natans, 5819 nucleotides long. The record is from the annotation of a GenBank genome assembly. NCBI's taxonomy places the organism in Eukaryota, Dinophyceae, Suessiales, Symbiodiniaceae.
GCUUUAGCGAAGCAGCAGAGGAGUUAGUGACGAGGACAGCCCAGGCAAAGCCGAAACCAAAGAAGCGGUACAGGCUGAGGAUCGCCCCGAAGAUCGAGAGGUUGAGGGAAGAGUGGCCCCGGCUUAGCUUCAGUGAAAGGACUGCUCGAAAGACAGAACUUCGCAAGUCGGGUCUUAUCCCGCCUGGGUCCGUUGGAGAACACAUCGUCCGGGAGUUUGCGGAGGCUUGCGACACUUGCGACGAGCGAACAAAGAAGCAGCGUGAGCCAACUCUCCUUGCAGCCAGUCGGGCUGUGAAGAGGCAGAUCCGUGCGCUUCGUUUGAGGACGAGGCGGACGACGAAGGCCAGGGUGACGAGGAGUCGGAUCCUGACGGUGAUCACCGUUCUCUUGGUGGUCGCCAUGGAGGCUUUGAUCCAGGAGCUCCGGGCACAGUUGCAGCAGUCAGGUGAAGCCAUGGCUGCAAUGCAACAGCAGAUGCUGGUGCAAGGCCAGCAGCUGCAGGAGCUACGGGAAGCUCAGGCCGCCAGUUCAAGUGUGGCCCAGGCACCAGUGAGCCCACCGGCCCAGGUUGCUGCUACAGCGCCGGGUCAGGGAGGUGUCUUUGGGCUGCUCCCCUUGGUGGACACAAGAGGGCUCGGAAAGCCUGAGGUGUUUAAAGGAGAUCCAGCAACCUUCAACGACUGGGUCUUCAUCCUUCGGAGCUACAUGGGGGCGAUGGACAGGAGGUACCAAGCCUUACUCCAGAAGGCCGAGUCGUCGGAAAUCCAACUUUGGAACCGACUUCUCACUGAGGAGGAGCAAGGGCUGUCGACUCAGCUCUACUACGUCCUGGUGAUGCUCUGCAGGGGACGUGCGCUGGACAAGCUGCACAACUGUGGGGACAAUGAAGGUGUCGAGGCCUAUCGGCAGCUCUACCUGGAGUACAACCCGAAGCUCAACUCCAGAUAUGUGGGUCUGCUCCUGGAGAUCCUGCGCUACAAGUUCGAAGGGGAUUUGGUCAGUUGCAUCGAGUCCUUUGAGCGCAAGGUGAGGGAGUACGAGAAGCAGUCUGGGAAGGACGUGGACGACGAAACCGUCAUCGGGAUUGUCAUUCUGGGAGUGGAAGACCAGACGGUCAAGGAGCACCUCAUUAGGCACUCAUCCAGGCUUGACACCUGGAAGAAGAUGAGAGCGGAGAUCAUGGAGAUUGCCCGCACGCAGAAGUACUUGCAAAGCACGCCUCAACCGAUGGACGUAGGAGGCCUACCAAAGAAGCCGCAUAAGGGUUCCCCGAAGGGCGCCAAGGGUGAUGGAAAAGGCGACAAGGGCAAGAGCACCGGCAAGGACGCUGGCGGAAAGAAGGAUGGAGACAAAGGAGGCAAGGGCGACAAGAAGAAGGGCCCGUGCUUCUACUGUCAGAAACCCGGCCACACAAAGGCCGAGUGCAGGAAGCGAGCCGCGGACUUGAAAAAGGCCGAGAACAAAGGUAGGACGGCUGCAGCAGCCCCGGAAACCCAAGAGGAGCCCGAAAGUGAAGGCCUAGCAGCCUCAACCUUGUGUGUUGCAACUGUAGCAAACCCUGAAACCCACUGUAGGAUCCUUGUAGACACGGGGGCUGGGGGUGGUUUGGCUCCGGUUGGCUUUGACAACAAGGCCGUUGAGGUUGCAGGUGACAGGGUCCGCAUGAACACGGUCACGGGAGAAGCCUUGGAAUUGGGUAAGUGCAAGACUUCGUCGCUCAAGCAUGGGGAUGUGCCAGUUGAGUUUAACUACAGGGAAAGCAACAGCGUCCAGUUUCCUGUUAUCUCCAUGUCAGAAGCCAGUCAAAAGGGAACCUGGUUGGUGGUAGGGCCCUCGCACCAAUUCCUCGUAGGUCGCUGUGGUGGUGAGCAACUCAAGAAAGCUUUGAAGGAAGUCCCAAAAGUUCCUUUAGUGAAGGAUAAAGGUGUCUACUGGUUGGAAGCGACUAUGGGUAAGCCCCAGAACCCUGAAAGGCAUAGGAUCGCAGCUCCAACAGCUCGGGAAGCCAGACCGGAGGUAGCGGAUAGCGCCCCGGGAGUGGAGGUAGCUGACAGCGCCCCACCUGCCCAGGUGGAUGCGAGGCCUCUUGGCGACGCUCCCCUGGAAGAGCCGCCUGAACCUGAAGGAGAGGCCGGGCGUAAGGCUAAGCACAAGAAGGUACCCCCGAGUGUCAGUGCUGAGAUGCGUGCUGAACACGAGUUAACACACCUUCCAUUUCGGAGUUGGUGUGAGUCUUGCGUGGUGGGGAAGGGCACCGAAGACUUCCAUCAAAGGCGCCAAGAAGAAAAGAAAGAGGACGUAGCAAGGUACUGUAUCGACUACUGCUUCUUCACGAAAGCCUUGUCCCAGGAAGCAGCUUCCACUGACGCCAAGGACAUCCUCGAGGCCAAAGCUGGUGCCAAGGCCGUUUUGGUUUGCAGGGACCAAAAGUCAGGGGCUCUGUUUACGGGUGUAGCUAACAGCAAGGGCACCGGGGAUCCGUAUUCCAUGGCUUUUGCGCUAGAAGGGAUGAAGUUCUGUGGUCACCCAGACAUGAUAGUUGUUAGCGAUACUGAGCCAGCUAUCAAAAGUUUAGGUGAAGAACUUGUUAAGAGGUACCCCAAGAAAGCAAGCAGUCAACCAGUGCCCAAAGGAGACCACAAGGCCAACGGUGCAGCUGAGCGAGCUAGGCUUCGGGGUAGGACCUACAAGGGCGAAGUUGUUGAGUUUGGAGAGGUCGUUCUGUUCCGUAUUUCGAAUCAGAACUUAAGAAAGCUUGAGGAUCGUUGGUCAUGUGGGGUUUGGCUAGGCAAAAGUUUGAGCAACGAUGAGCACUUCGUGGCAACAGCCAACGGCAUCCAGAGGUGUCGCUCGGUUCGUAGGCGAGUUGAGGCCAAGCGCUUUGACCCCACGUUUGUUCUGAGGAUGGUAGGCGCACCUUGGCAGCCUCGAGGCACGCCAGAAAGGACCCCCGAUGCUCCGGGAAGACCCUUGCCAGCUGGAAGGUUGGAGGGUGUAGUGCCUAAACCUCGUGGUGUGUACAUCACGGUUGAAAGACAGAUCAAGCAUGGUAGGACACCAGGCUGCCCUGGGUGCGAUACCUCUUACGGUGACGCCCCAGUCAAGCACAAUGCCACGUGCAGAGCCAGGUUUGAAAAGCUGUGCAGGGCACCUGUGGUUGCGGAAACAGCGCCCGGGGACGACACAGUUGAGCCAUCAAGCAAUGGAGGGGAUGAUCCGAUGGGUGCCGGCCCUGGCCCCUCGGAUAAGCAGGCAAGUUCAGAGGCCGCGGGUAGUCGCGCCUCUGGGUCUGGCUCGGUGGCUGCCGGUUCUGGCGCCCCGAGUGAAAGAAAGCGAGGUGGGUUGGACCUUAGCGACAGCCCCCUCAAGGAGGCCAGGACCUCGGAACCUGCUCGGGCCUCAGACAGCCCAAGGUCCCCUAGCAGAAAGCGUGAAGCGGAAGGCAAACCGGAGGAGGUUGAAGAAGAAAUGGUGGCAGGAUUGCCAACAAUGCACGUGGCGGCCAUGGUGAUCAGUGACAGAAUGAUCGCAUCAGCAGCGAAGGAGCUCGAGAAACCGGUCUACGAUGAGAAGACUGGAAAGUUGCUGGACCCCGAGAAGGUGAAGAUCGGGAGGAUGAAAGAGAUGACCAAGAUGGAGUCCUUUGGAGUCAAAGGCGACAUCACAUAUGAUGAAGCCAAGGCGAAGGGGCUCAGACUGGUGAAAUCCAGGUGGAUCGACACCGAGAAGGAGAUCGAAGGGAAGCCUGGAGUCAGGAGUCGCUUGGUCGCUCAGGAAGUGAACACUUACAAGCGAGAAGAUGUAUCGAUGGGAACGCCUCCCAUUCGAGUGCAUCGAGCUGUGAUUUCGCACGCAGCCACAGCGAGGCCCGGUGAGAGCAAGAGCAAGAAGCUGAUCGGAAGAUAUGAUGUGAGCGUGGCCUUCUUCCACGCCGACAACAGCGAAAAGAUUGGGGUAAUUCCCCCGGCGUCAGAAGGAACUCCCAACAUCAUCUGGGAGUUGCACAAGGCGAUGAACGGAACCCGGGAAGCCUCUAGGCAAUGGGGAGUGAAGAUCCGUGAGGUGAAAACAAGACACAAUUUCGACGAGCUGCUGUUGUGCCCCAACACCUACUACUUGAAAGAGCAUGAUCUAUGCUUGUCGUGCCACGGUGACGAUUUCCUGGCGAGUGGAGAAAGAGAAGCUCUCGACAUGCUGGACAAGAUCAUGGAGGAGAACUACGAGGUGAAAGUGCUACCGAGAAUCGGUGACCCAGCUCAUGGAGGGGAAGUCUCAGAAGGACGCCAUCUUGGGCGCCUGAUCAAGUGGACAGGCUCAGGAUUUACCUGGGAAUGCGACCCCAAGUUUGCCCCACAAGUCAUCGAGGAACUCGAGCUAAAAGGGUGCAAAGGAGUUGACACUCCUGCUUCGAAGGCCACAGGCGUGGGAAACAGAGAAGUGGAGAAGGAGCUCAGCCGUGAGAGGGCCGAGGUCUUCAGACGAGUGACUGGCACCAUCCUUUACAUGGCAGUCGACCGUCCCUCGUUGCAGUACGCAGCAAGUGAACUGGCUGAAGGGAUGAGCAAGCCCUUGGAGAUUCAUUGGCUAAGGCUGAAGCGCGUCGGAAAGUACAUUGCCAAGUACCCCGUCGAGAAAUGGCACUUCGAAUUGCAAGAAGCACCUGCGCAGCUAGAGUCCUUUUCAGACUCAGACUGGGCAACAGAUCGCAGAACCAGAAGGUCUAUGAGUUCCACGUAUCAGAGGUUUGGGAAGCACCUCCUAGACACGAGCUGUGGUCGACAAAGUCUCGUGGCCCUAUCGUCGGGCGAGGCCGAGUUCUAUGCCAUGGUCAAGACAGCAGCAGAAGGAAAGCUUACAACAGAGAUCCUCCGACACUUUGGUUGGAAGGUCGAGCACCGAGUGCUGAGCGAUAGCUCGGCCGCCAGGUCGAUGGCACAGAGGGUAGGGUGUGGAAAAGUCAAGCACUUAUCCCUGAAGGAGAUGUGGAUACAGCAAGCAGUUCGAAACAAAGAACUUUCCAUAGGCAAAGUGGAUACGCUCAUGAACAUCUCGGAUCUUGGCACGAAGGCUUUAGAAGCAGCCAGAAUGGACUCGCUGAUGAAGCAGCUGCCCUUGGAAAGGGGCAUCGUGGCAGCUGUGGUCAGCUGCUGUUUGGAGAAAGUCCAAGCAGCUCCAGUUCAGAGUGAAGAGGUCUGGUGGUUGAACCUUUACUUAGGGUUGGUUCACCUGUUGGCCUUGGUUGGGUUGCUGUUUGCCAGCUACAAGGGAGUUGAAGUGCUUUUGAAAGGUUGGCACUGGUUGUGUGGAAGGGGCAAUAGGCCCAGUGUAGCGCAGUCCAGUGCAGCCAUGGCACUCAGUCGUCGUGACACUCCUCGUGGCAGCGGUGCUGAGGAGGCUCAACACAGUGCAGAGGUUCCUACAACACGGAUGCCAUCUGUCCCCGAGGGAACCUCCGUGCUGAGAUCCCCUGCUGGACAGAGUGACAGUGACAGGAUGAGUUUCCGUGGUGACGCCAGAACUGGUGUCGACGAUCGAGUCAGAGUGGUGAGAGAUACCUUGAGCCUGCUCACGGUGGAAGAACUCAAGAGUGGCCUACGAGUGGAAGGGCUCCAGGUGACAGGGUUGAAGCAAGACCUGAUGGAGCGACUUCUGCACAAGUUCGAUGGUGGAGAUGAAUCGCUGUCGGACCGGCCAAGCACCAAGCAGCUGAGGUAUGUGCUCUACAUCCAUCGUCAUCGAGCCCAAUGCCGAAUUCAGUAUGAGAAUCUUCGGACUCGUGAAGAGACUUCGAAGUGGAUCGCCAACUGGAAGGUCUGA